Schistosoma rodhaini is the source of this 750-nucleotide messenger RNA. The record is from the annotation of a GenBank genome assembly. NCBI's taxonomy places the organism in Eukaryota, Metazoa, Platyhelminthes, Trematoda, Strigeidida, Schistosomatidae.
AUGAACUCUUCUGUCCUUGAUAACGGCAAUCAUUCAAACCCUCAGAUCCACGACAUGUCUAGUAACAUGAUAAAAGCUGACUGUGUUGUGAUAGGAGACAGCUUCCGAGGAUUUCCCACGGAGUAUUUCUGCACAUCUCCUCGGUAUGACGAAUGCUUGGAUUAUGUUCUCAUACCAAAUGGUAUGAUAAAAGAUAGGCUUGAAAAAAUGUCAAUGGAUAUUGUUGACUAUUACGAGGCCUGUAAUGCGACAUCGAUCACACUAAUGUGUGUCCUCAAAGGUGGAUUUAAAUUCCUUGCUGAUCUUGUUGAUGGGCUUGAACGCACUGUCCGUGCUCGAGGUAUCGUCCUACCAAUGUCCGUCGAGUUUGUUCGUGUCAAGAGUUAUGUUAAUGAUGUCAGUGUUCAUGAACCUAUAUUAACUGGUUUAGGAGAUCCUUCGGAAUACAAAGACAAGAAUGUUCUUGUGGUCGAAGAUAUAAUUGACACAGGAAAAACAAUAACGAAACUCAUAAGUCAUUUGGAUAGUUUGUCUACGAAAAGUGUUAAAGUCGCAAGCCUCCUCGUCAAGCGAACAUCAACCAGGGAUAAAUAUCGACCAGACUUUGUUGGUUUUGAAGUUCCAAAUCGAUUUGUUGUUGGCUAUGCUUUAGACUAUAAUGAUAAUUUCCGUGACCUGCACCAUAUUUGCGUGAUUAAUGAAGUGGGUCAAAAAAAAUUCUCUGUACCUUGUACAUCAAAACCUGUUUAA